This is a messenger RNA of Panicum virgatum (switchgrass), 2260 nucleotides long. RefSeq names its product peptidyl-prolyl cis-trans isomerase-like. Gene Ontology annotation, biological process: protein peptidyl-prolyl isomerization. The record is from RefSeq and is a predicted model, not a curated record. NCBI's taxonomy places the organism in Eukaryota, Viridiplantae, Streptophyta, Magnoliopsida, Poales, Poaceae. The transcript has a single exon. Gene Ontology annotation, molecular function: peptidyl-prolyl cis-trans isomerase activity. Bases 1492 to 2055 code for a protein of 187 amino acids.
CCUAAACCCUCGCCGUUUCUUCUACUUCUCUCCGGUUCUCCACCAUCUGCCGUCAGCCCCGCCGCCUCGCCUCCUUCCGCCGCCGCCGCCGCCGCCUGUCUCCUCUCCCGAUUCCCUCCGCACCCCCGUCUCGCCCUGUCGCCGCCAGUCCCGGCCGCAGAUCUCGCGCAGGGGCCCUGCCGCCCUACUCCGGACGCCUGCCGCGCCACGCAGUGGACGCACUUGCACUCGCACAGAGCAAGAAGCCAGCAAGUGCCCAGUGAAGUGAACAAGGUGAGGAUUAACGAAUUUAUCCUUAUUUCGUGAAUAUGUCACUGCAAUUUGUAAUUACUUAUGGAUUUAUGGAUUUGUGAGCAUCCUUAUGAACUUAUCAAUGCCAUUUGUUGUUUUAGAACUUUAUUAUCCUUUAUUUAUUUCAAAUGUUCCCACUUUGAAAUGUUGAUCAUUUAGAACAGAUAGAUCAGUAUAUGCGUUGAGCAAUUUCAAGUUAUAAACCAUUUGCAUUAUCGGUACUCAAUUAUGUGCUACUAAUGUGUAAUUUGGACUGUCAAAUAUAUGUUGAACAAUUUCAAUUUAUGAACCAUUUAUAUUAUCGGCUAUGGAUACGAUACGUAUCGGAUACGCACUUUCCCAAAAAAACACCGAUGAGAGGAUACGGCUAGAUUAAUUUAGUAUUAAUAAUUAUAUAUAUAAUAUUAAUUGUCCAAAAAAGAUAAAAACGACUUGUUGGGCUAGCAGUCUAGGAGUCCUUCCACAUGGGCUGGCCCAUUUGGCCCAGUAGGAUUCAGCUUAGAGCCACAUCUUUGCCUUUCUCCUCCCAGAAGGAAGCAACGCCGCCGCCAGCUGAGCAUGAGUGAAGGCGCCGUCGCCACCCAGCUCCCGCCCAGGCUGGGUUGCCCGUCGCCGCCAUGCUCGCCUUCUCCCGCCCAGGCUGCGUUGCCCCCGCUUGCUGGUCACCGCCGUGCUUUUCUUCUCCCUCCAGCCCCGCUCUACUCCCUCUGCAUCCACCAGUGGGCCGGUGGGACACCUGCCCGUGCCAUCGGUCGCUGUCGGGCGCCUGCCUGUGCCAUGGGCGGCCAUGGCGGCUGUUGCCCUCACAUUUUUUUUUCAAUAAUACAUGAUGCUCUUUGAUGGGCGGGCUGCUGUGGCCAUGGACUUGCUACUGCUGCAAGGGAGGGGCGGCCGACUAGGACUAGCUGCUGCGAGAGAGAUGGGCGGCCUGCUGCAAGGGAGGGCGCGACCGGCUGGAGGAGGCAGCGGCUGGGAGACGCCCGGAUGGAGGGAGACGUGACCGAGAGACGGCGGCGUCGAUUAAUCACGGAAGCGGAAACGGUUCAAGCGGAAUUAAUCUUGUGGGCCCAUAAUUUCUCAUAUUUAAAAAGUAAAAAUAGGAAUUUUUUGAAAAUUAUCUCUUUUUUUCCUCUCCGUACCUAUUUAAUGAGUUGGCAAAUUUAGAGAAGAAAAAUUAGCUUUAAGUUUCGAUCUCUCGACAUGGCGGCGGCCGGCCAUUGCGUGUUUUUCGACAUCACCAUCGACGGCAACCCGACAGGCCGGAUCGAGAUGGAGCUGUACGCUAACCUAGCACCCUUGGCGGCAGAAAACUUCCGCGCCCUCUGCACCAGUGAGAAGGGCAUGGGGACGAAGGGGAAGCUGCUCUGCUUCAAGGGUUCCAUAAUCCACCGCGUCGUCCCGGGGUUCAUGUGCCACGACGGCGACUUCAUUUCCGGCAACGGCACCAGCGGCGGUUCCAUCUACGCCGACGUGUUCCCCAACGUAGAGCGGUCGGACCUACCGCACGACACGUGGGUCCUCACGACGGCCCACGCGAUCUCCGAGCUUCCGGAGAACCACACCGAAGGGCAGCCCUACCCCUACACCUGCGGGUCGGGCUUCUUCAUCUGCCUCCAGCCGGCCCCCUUCCUUGACGGCAACCACUGCGUCUUUGGUAAGGUUGUGUCCGGCUUUCAUGUCCUUGAAGCCAUCGAGAAUGUGGGAUCCCGCAGUGGAACCACCUCCAAGGUAGUCAAGAUCGCCGACUGCGGCGAGCGCAGUUAGUACACCCCUGGGCGCAGCAUCCGCCGCCGUUAAGUCCCUGAUCUGAGAGUUGAUCCAGUAUCAAGUUGUGGCCUUGCGAGUUGCGGUUCCUUAAAAAAAAAGUUGUUUAUCAUGUACUAGUAUUAGUCUGUCCGUAGUUUAAUCAGUAAGGUUACAUGGUGGAUCUGAGAAUUAGACUGGUAACUAACUAUGGGCGGUUGAUUUC